AUGACGACCUUCACCAAUAUCAUCGGGGACGAGACCCCGCUCAUCGAGGUCGAUGCCUCCAAGCGGCUCUCCAAGAUCGACCCCAUGACCUACGGCGGCUUCACCGAGCACAUGGGCCGCUGCAUCUACGGCGGCAUCUACGACCCGGACAGCCCGCUCGCCGACGCCAACGGGUUCCGCAAGGACGUGCUCUCGGCGCUGCGCGAGCUCGACAUCCCGGUGAUCCGGUACCCGGGCGGCAACUUCGUGGCGACGUACCACUGGCAGGACGGGAUCGGGCCGCGGGACCAGCGGCCCAAGCGGCCCGAGCUGGCCUGGCUGGGCACCGAGACGAACCAGUUCGGCACCGACGAGUUCAUGACGUGGCUGGACGUGCUGUCCGAGGGCAAGCCCGGCGGCGCGCGCGUCGAGCCGUACCUGUGCCUGAACUUCGGCACCGGCACCCUCGACGAGGCGCUCGCCUGGGUCGAGUACUGCAACGGCACGCGCGACACGCACUACGCCAACCUGCGCCGCGCCAACGGCCACCCGGAACCCUACCGCGUCAAGUACUGGGCCCUGGGCAACGAGUGCUGGGGGCCCUGGCAGGUCGAGCAGAUGACCAAGGAGGACUAUGCGAAGAAGGCUGCGCAGUGGGCCAAGGCGCUGCGCCUGCUCGACCCGGACAUCUGUCUGAUACUGUGCGGCCAGGACGGCACCGCGUCGUGGGACUACUAUGUUCUGCAGGAGUGCGUCCAGUGGGCCGAUAUGCACAGCAUUCAUGUCUACACGGCGUCAGGCGACCACCUGAAGAACGUGACGGCGCCGCUGACGGCCGAGCGGGCUAUCCAGAUCACGGCCAGCUUGAUUGACUUGGCCCGCAUCGAGAAGAACAUCCCGCCAACCAAGCCGCGCACGCGCAUCUGCUUCGACGAGUGGAACGUCUGGGACCCGGUGCGCGCCCCCGGCGACAAGGGCGCCGAGGAGAAGUACACCCUUUCAGACGCGCUGGCCGUCGCCGUGUGGCUCAACGUGUUUGUGCGGCAGAGCCGGUACAUAGGCAUGGCCAACAUAGCCCAAACAGUCAACGUAAUCUCGCCCCUGAUGACCACCACCGGCGGCGUCCUGAAGCAGGCGACAUGGUGGCCCCUCCUACUAUUCAGCCGCUACAUGCGCGGCACGACCGUCGCCGCGCACGUGCGCACGGCAACCUACUCCGGUACCACCCAGCCCGCCUGGCUGGAAAACAUUUCCACGGAGGAGGGCGGCAUCCCCUGGCUGGACGUCAGCGCGUGCCUCGGCGACGACGGCUACGUCAGUCUGGCCGUCGUCAACAUGAGCGAGACGGAGGACUUCGCCACGGAGCUCAGGGGCGUCGUCGGGAAGGACGACGUGACGACUUACACGGUGACGGGCCCGGGCGUGGCCGCGGUCAACGUGGAGGGCAAGGAGGAGGUCGGUUUGGUGGAGGGAAAGUGGGAGGGCGAGGGGACGUAUACCUUUCCGAAGCAUACCUUCACUAUGCUGCGAUGGAAGUCUUAG
Anthostomella pinea is the source of this 1521-nucleotide messenger RNA. The record is from the annotation of a GenBank genome assembly. NCBI's taxonomy places the organism in Eukaryota, Fungi, Ascomycota, Sordariomycetes, Xylariales, Xylariaceae.